AUGAAUAAUAUCCUCCCUUCAAAUGGGUCUAUCCAUGGUAUUCCUGCCUGUAUUGACUACACUCCUGAAAUGGAUUUCUCUACACUUCAAGCAUUCAUCCCGUUAAUUUAUAUUACACCAACUUUAGGAAUUAUGAUCACUAUACUGGUCAUGUACCGAAAUGCAAAAAAGAAUGAUAACGCAGCAUCUAUGGAUAGCGAUAUUUUCACAUUGAUCAUGCUCUAUUUUCUGUUUAACUCCAUGUUUUUCAUCGGAGAUUACCUCCGGUUCAAUCUCCCAUCAUCUGGACUGAUCACAUCUUUUUGUGCAAGUGUUCGUCCAAAUAGAUGGUUUGGUAUUCUCAUAAUAUACAGUUAUGCGACAAAUUAUCUUACCAUCGCCUGCCCAUUAUUAGUUUGUACGGUUCGAUUGACUAUAAUGAUAUCGCCACGUAACUGCCGACAUUAUUCUGAUUUGGUCAUGCGAUGGUUUGUUAUGCCAUUUCUGUUAUUAGCUCCAGCUGCUUUGAUUUUUUUGAAUUUCCACGUUUUUGGUUACUGUAGGCAACUGGGUCCACCAUUCGAAUUUGGGUCUAUUAUGAUUUAUGAAGGAGACGAAUACUAUCACACUAAUACAUUAAUUCACUUCUCAUUCUCUUGUUUCAUGCUACUUUCUGGUUCUAUUAUAUCUGUUUUAAUGCUUUUACAACUUAGAAUCACUGUACCAAGUAACACAUCUGCUCGAACUAAAGAAUUAAGAAGGAAAAUAGAGUUAUCUCUUUCACUGACAAUGCUUUCGGGUAUGGUUCCAUUCAUCACCAACUCAAUUGUCUCAGCGACAUUCCUAUGGAGUCGUAGUAAUUGGUUUGCUUCUCUGAUCCUACAUCCCAUUGGAAAUGACUUUGAAACUGUUAUGAUGCCUUGGGUUCUCUUUUUCACUCAUCCAUUAUUCCGUAAAAAGAGGAUGGUUCCAAAAAUGAGCACAAGUUCUGUUGCAUCAAAAUCGACUAGUGGUCGCAAAGGUUUGUUUUAA
Caenorhabditis briggsae is the source of this 1011-nucleotide messenger RNA. The coding region runs from base 1 to 1011 and encodes 336 amino acids. The record is from RefSeq and is a predicted model, not a curated record. Lineage: Eukaryota; Metazoa; Nematoda; Chromadorea; Rhabditida; Rhabditidae. The transcript has 4 exons.